UUUUGUUGCAUGCCACUCUUUUUUUCAUUUUCUGUUUCUCUCUCUUACCCACCUACCCUUUUGUUUAUUUACUCAAGAAACUAAGAAAUCAGAAUCCUCCCUACACUUUCCAAAAAAAAAAGAAAAAGAAAAAGAAAUCAAUUUGUGGAUUUUUUAUUUAAUCAAGAUUUGGCAUCUUCAAAACUAAAUUUCUUCUCUUUUUUUUUCCUUUUUGUUUUCCCUCUUUUUCCUUGGAGUUUUCUCAGCAAGGAUAUUUGACUCUCUGUUGAUUGCUUGGACUAUGUGUGAUUCUUAGCAUUCUCCCAAGCUUGCGGUGGCUUUGCUUUGGAAAAGCAAAAAAAAAAAAAAUAUUGGAUGGAGGAAGCAUGUGAAUUUCGAAGUUGGGCUGAAUUGAUUCCUGAUGCGCUCGGGGUAAUCUUCACCAAUCUUUCUCUUCAGGAGAGGGUAACAGUGAUCCCCAGGGUGUGCAAAUCAUGGGCUAAUGCAGUAACUGGACCUUACUGCUGGCAAGAGAUAGACAUCAAGGAUUGGAGCAACCGAUGCCAGCCCGACCAACUCGAUCGGCUACUUGAGAUGCUUAUCACAAGAAGUUGUGGAACCCUCCGCAAACUCAGUGUUUCUGGCCUCCAAACUGAGAGCAUCUUCACUUUCAUUGCUGAAAAUGCCUGUUCCCUCCAUACAUUGCGACUGCCAAGGAGCAGUAUGAAUGAUUCCAUUGUGGAACAGAUUGCUGGGAGGCUUUCUAUGAUUUCUUUCUUGGAUGUGAGCUACUGUAUUAAAAUUGGUCCCUAUGCGCUUGAGAUGAUUGGCAAGAACUGCAAGCUUCUAGAAGGGUUGUGUCGAAACAUGCACCCAUUGGAUACUGCGGAGAAGCCGCAUCAAGACGAUGAAGCAUAUGCAAUUGCCUCCACAAUGCCUAAGCUCAAGCAUCUUGAAAUGGCUUAUCAUCUUAUCAGCACUUCGGGUGUCCUUCAAAUACUUGCAAACUGCCCUAAGCUUGAAUUUUUGGAUCAAAGGGGGUGUUGGGGUGUGACACUUGACCACAUGUUUUUAAAGCAGAAAUUUCCAAAACUGAAGGUUUUGGGGCCUUUGGUUCUUGACACUUAUGAGAGUGAUGGCUGGGAUGAUUUCUCAGAUGUGUCUGAUUCAUCAGAGUACUUGGCCUGGGACUUUGUGGCUGGUGGCAUGGGAGAAUACUAUGUUGAUGAUAGUGAUAGUUACGAUGGAAUGUGGGAUGAUGAAGCGAGGCUAGAUGAGCUUCAGUUCGGGUUUUAUGAAGGGAUAGAAGAUGCAGGAAUGUAUUGGCCUCCAUCUCCGUAAGAAGCUAUAGCUGCUGCAUUACUUGUGAUCAAUUGUAUGCUUUUCUACUCUUGUAACUAAUGCUUCUACUUUUCUUUUAUGUGCUCUUUGAAUGAUGUGUUUUUUUUUUUCCUUCAAGUAAUGUUUGGCUUGCUCUGCCUAGCAUAUGCAUAAUCGAGUGAGAUUGUUAUUGACCUACCUUAGAUUUCUUACUUAAGUAGGAAAAGGAAGGGAAAGAGAAAGCUCCCUUGUUUCUCACAUGUUAGAGGUCUACAUGUUGUAAUUGGAACAUCUGGCUUAUUACGAUGUUGUACCUUCUUGAAAAAAUAUCUGUUUGAUGAGGUUGUCAAAUUGGAUUCGGAUUUUUAUUGUUGUAAUAAAUUAACUGUUGAAAA
Glycine soja is the source of this 1694-nucleotide messenger RNA. RefSeq names its product F-box protein FBW2-like. The record is from RefSeq and is a predicted model, not a curated record. Lineage: Eukaryota; Viridiplantae; Streptophyta; Magnoliopsida; Fabales; Fabaceae. The transcript has 3 exons. Bases 355 to 1320 code for a protein of 321 amino acids.